Molecule: messenger RNA, 873 nt
Organism: Rangifer tarandus platyrhynchus (Svalbard reindeer)
Lineage: Eukaryota; Metazoa; Chordata; Mammalia; Artiodactyla; Cervidae
Source: the annotation of a GenBank genome assembly
AUGAAGAAGUUAGACUUACAUAACCCAAUAGGAACAGAAUCCAGACUGUAUUUCAAAGAGCUUCUGAUCACUCAGGAUAUUCAAAGGGUUUUGGAACAGGCCAGCUUCCCGGGCCAUUUGGGAGUUGCACGCGUUCGUCCCCGGGGUUCGGGCCGCUGCGCCUUCACGCGCAGCCUUUUUGUUUACUCCGCCAGCAGGGGAGAGAGGGAGCGAGCGUGUAAAGAUGCUGCGGGCCCCGGGGGCUAUAUAAAGCUUUGGGUUCGGGCCAGGUGGGUGCCAGGGGCUAGCCUGUCCAUGGAGAUCGGUGAACGUACUGAGAGCCGAAGCGGCCAGCGCGCGCACCUCUGUCGCCCGCCGCCAGCUCCCGACCUUGCGGCGCGGCACGGGGGCGCGGACUCGGGGUGCAGCGCCUUGGCCCCGCCUCGCGCUUACCCCGCUCCAGCCCUCCCGCCCGCGCCUCCCCGGCUCCUCCCCUCGGCUCUCCCAGCCCCACACCCUCCCCUCCCCGGCUCCGCUGAGGUCUGGUCUCCUGGGUCUAGGUUCGCAUCUUCUCUGCGCGCCUUGUGCUCCCCACCUCGCAGAUCCGCAGGCUUCUGGAGACCGUGGAUUGAAGACGGAGUAGAGAAGGGGCAGGAGGCGCCGCACCACGCCGUGGAGGCGAUGCCAGAUGGCCCCGGAAUAACGGACGCCUCAGGAAAGCUUUCCCAAUACAGACACCCAGUCAGACUAUUUUGGCCAAAAUCAAAGUGUUAUGAUUAUUUAUAUCAAGAAGCAGAAGCUCUUCUGAAAAAUUUUCCAAUUCAAGCCACAAUUUCAUUUUAUGAAGAUUCUGAUAGUGAAGACGAAACUGAGGAGCUGAUCUGUGAAAAUUAA